Molecule: messenger RNA, 4186 nt
Organism: Oncorhynchus kisutch (coho salmon)
Lineage: Eukaryota; Metazoa; Chordata; Actinopteri; Salmoniformes; Salmonidae
Product: oxysterol-binding protein 1
Exons: 16
Coding region: 173-2530 (785 amino acids)
Cellular component (GO): plasma membrane; cytosol; perinuclear endoplasmic reticulum
Molecular function (GO): sterol binding
Source: RefSeq, a predicted model, not a curated record
UGGCUUGAUAGCUACGUUUGUCAUGCUACUUUCAUUUUUUUAAGCAAAAAUGUCCAGUCGGAUGUUGAAGUUGUCAAGGUAUAGUAGCCCAAGGAAAUUGCGUCAGUUUUUCCUCGACAUAUUGAUACAGGCUCCAAUCUACUAGCCUACUGUGGAGGCUCAGACUGUCGUAAUGUCGGAGCCCAAGGCACUCACCCCGACUCCGGCUGGAGACACAUACAAAGGAUGGCUAUUCAAAUGGACAAAUUACAUCAAGGGCUACCAGCGACGAUGGUUUGUCUUGAGCAACGGUUUACUAUCCUACUACAGGACACAGGCAGAGAUGGGGCACACGUGCCGGGGCACCAUCAACCUGGCCACGGCCAACAUCGCGGUGGAGGACUCGUGCAACUUUGUCAUCUCUAACGGCGGGGCACAAACCUACCACCUGAAGGCCAGCUCUGAGGUGGAGCGGCAGCGCUGGAUCACCGCCCUGGAGCUGGCCAAGGCCAAGGCUGUCCGCAAUCAGGCCGAGUCUGACGACUCUGGUGAUGAGUGUCCCACGUCACCCCCUACCUCGGGACAGGGCGGAGGGGCCCGUAACUCUAACUCAGAGGUACAGUCCACACUACGCACUCUGGGCAGCAAGGUGGAAGACCUGAGCACCUGCAACGACCUCAUCGCCAAGCACGGCUCUGCCCUCCAAAGGUCCCUGUCAGAACUGGAGGGGGUGCGGCUGGGAGGCGACACGGAUGGCAAGAUCCGGCAGGUGACGGAGAGAGCAACGUUGUUCCGCAUCACCUCCAACGCCAUGAUCAACGCGUGCAGAGACUUCCUGUCCCUGGCCCAGGCCCACAGUAAACGGUGGCAGAAAGCCUUGCAUUCGGAGCGGGACCAGAGGAUAAGGCUGGAGGAAACAUUGGAGCAGCUAGCCAAGCAGCACAACCACCUGGAGAGGGCCUUUAGAGGGGCCACCGUACUGCCCCUCUCCCAGAGCAACCCCGCCUUGGACAGCAAGAGUUCGGGCUCAGUAAAGGGUGACGCGAGCGACGAGGAUGAUGAGAACGAGUUCUUUGACGCUAUGGAGGACCCGGCGGGGUUCAUUACUGUACCGGCUGACCCCAAGUAUCAUAGAAGGUCAGGAAGUAACGUCAGUGGUCUCAGCACUGAGACUGGGAUUGAUGACCAAUCACUUUGUGACGAGCAGUCGUUGGGGUCCAAUCCGGAGUCGCCGCAGUCCCUGGAGGUUGAGCCAGUGAGGAAGAGGCGGACCAAAAUCCCAGACAAGCCCAACUAUUCUCUGAACCUCUGGAGCAUCAUGAAGAACUGCAUCGGCAAGGAGCUCUCCAAGAUCCCCAUGCCUGUGAACUUCAACGAACCAAUUUCCAUGCUCCAGCGUCUAUCCGAGGACUUGGAGUACUACGAGCUCCUAGACAAGGCAGCUAAAUGCCAGAGCUCUCUGGAGCAGCUGUGCUACGUGGCUGCCUUCACCGUAUCAUCCUACUCCACUACGGUCCACCGCACAGGGAAACCCUUCAACCCCCUACUGGGCGAGACCUACGAACUGGACCGGCUGAGGGAGAGCGGCUACCGCUCACUGUGUGAACAGGUGAGUCACCACCCGCCUGCAGCGGCUCAUCAUGCCAUCUCAGAGAGAGGCUGGACCCUCCGACAGGAGAUCUCCCUCGCCAGCAAGUUCAGGGGAAAAUACCUCUCCAUCAUGCCUCUGGGCUCUAUCCAAUGUAUGUUUGAGAAGAGCAACAAUCACUACUCGUGGAAGAAAGUUACUACAACAGUACACAACAUCAUUGUGGGCAAAUUGUGGAUCGACCAGUCGGGCGAGAUAGACGUGGUGAACCACCAGACCGGCGACCGCUGCCAUCUCAAGUUCGCCCCGUACAGCUACUUCUCCAGAGAUGUGGCCAGGAAGGUGACUGGUGUGGUGGCAGACAAGGAGGGUAAGGCCCACUAUGUGCUGUCAGGGACGUGGGAUGAGAAGAUGGAGUUCUCCAGGGUGAUGCAGAGUAAUAAGGGCGAGAACGGCACCGAGGGCAAACAGAAGACCGUCUACCAGACGCUCAAAGCCAAGGAGCUCUGGAAGAAGAACCCACUACCUGAGGGUGCGGAGACCAUGUACUACUUCUCGUCGCUGGCGCUGACGCUCAACGAGCCCGAGGAGGGCGUGGCGCCCACCGACAGCCGGCGACGGCCCGACCAGCAGCUGAUGGAGGCGGGCCGGUGGGACGAGGCCAAUGCCGAGAAGCAACGGCUGGAGGAGAAGCAGAGGAGCGUCCGCCGCGAGAGGGAGCGAGAGGCCCAGCAGGCAGCCACCCUGCCUGAGGAGGGGGCAGAGGGGGUGGAAGUAGCGGAGGACGCGGACCCUGACGAUUCUCCACCUCACACUCCAAGCGUCCACCAGGACAACUAUGAGGCGAUGUGGUUCGAGCGGACCGAGGAUGCCGUCACGGGAGAGUCCAUGCACGUCUACAAGGGGGGCUACUGGGAAGCGAAGGACCACGGCAGCUGGGACGUGUGCCCCGAUAUAUAUUGACCCCCCCCCCCCAUCAGCGAAUUGUACUAACCCAGGCAUUUGGAAUAUGGAAGGCCACAAGCUGCCCUUUUUUCCCCAAUUGAAGAAGGGGCAACCUGGGUAUCGACCCUGUUUAACCCCAACCCUCUUUCAGGAUAGAUUUUGGGUUUGUAAUGCCCCCAACCUCUCCCCUAUCACUCUCUGUGGGGAUGGUGUGCACAGGGGCAGUGAGACCCUGCAGGACAGUGCAACCGGACAGGGGGACAGACCUGUUUUCUUCUGCCUUCAUCUUCUGUGUAGGGUCCGUUUCUCCUAGAUGCUGAUCUGGGGUCUGUUUUGCAUUUCCCACCAUUGGGGGAGCCGAAGCUGAUCCUAGAUCUGUAGCUUGGGAAAACGUCACCCCCGACGCUUCAGCUUCACUACAAUGAUUAGAUAUCUCCCUUUAGAGCCACUGGCUAGGCCUUUGUCUUUCUCAGUCUCUUCCUUUGCCGCUCUCUUUCUCUCACACUUCAUCUCUUGCUAUGUUAGUCUGUGGAAAAGACUGGGGGCAGAUAGGUGGUCUGGUUGAUAGAUUCUAGCGAUUUAACACUAACUCUACCUUGUUCCUCUUCCAAAGGAUAUGGACAGUUUUGUAUGAGUAUGUGAAGAGGGGAGGGGGGUUAUAAUAGCAAUGGGUUGGUGCUUAUGUCUGUUUUGAGGCUGCCAGAUUUUCAAAGUUUCACAAAUGCUGUAAAGAGGUGUGUCCUCCAGAACUUGGUGACAUCACAUUAGCUCCUCUGCUGCUUGGCACAAGGAUAAUUUAGGCUUGGAGCCUGUUUUCCAUCUCAAAGCAGCGUAAUGGUCUAAAUGAAGGAUGUAUUGCCAUAAUACUAUUUAAACAGAUCCUACUACGCCCUACAUCCCAAAGAUAACUUCCACCUCUUCCAACAGCAAAGCAAUCUAGCGUAGCCGCAGUUUUUUUUUUAAAGGAUUAGUGUGUGGAGCAGACUUGAUCGUAACAUAUUGGAAUAGUGGCCUAGUAAUUUACUGGGUGGAUGUGUCCAAAAUAGCACCCUAUUCCCUAUAUAGUGCACUUCUUUCAACCCCUUAUAGGCAGUGUUCAAAAGUAGUGCACUAUAAAUUAAUAGGAAUUCAGGGUGUGUGAGGCCACUCUUCGUCUACAUGAACUAAAGUGUGUGUGUGUGCAGUGCUAGUACACAAUGUGAGCUUGAGUGCAAGGUUCAAGUUCCAAAAAUAAAUCUUAUUUUCAAGUGUACUUAAUGUGAGUGUGAGGAAAAACUAAACAGAUUGCUAAUAUGUGUAUAUAUAUCAAAUGAAGUAAUAAUUAGUGCGUUAAGGUCAGAGAGAACAUGAGUUUUUCUCCUAAAACGAGAUUGUCCGAUCACUUCUGUGUUGUCCUAAUCCCUGGCCCUGUACAACAUGACUGAACAGUUGUGACCCAAGUUUGUUUGCACAAGUUACACUGCUGUGAAAAAAUAAAGUGCAAAUACAAAAAUUGCUUCACAAAAAUAUCAGUAUCAAAACCAUUCAUGCGUUGUACCAGAGUUUAUACUGCCAUAUUGGUUCUUUUAUUUUCAAUAAUUCUGUCCUGUUUCUCCAUUCAUCAUACUUUCCUAUCUUUUUAUGCCCAUUGGUCAGUGCACUGUGAUUGUAAUAAAGCCUGACUGGAGAAGUGCA